This is a messenger RNA of Vigna unguiculata (cowpea), 2376 nucleotides long. RefSeq names its product proline-rich receptor-like protein kinase PERK15. The record is from RefSeq and is a predicted model, not a curated record. Gene Ontology annotation, molecular function: ATP binding; protein kinase activity. NCBI's taxonomy places the organism in Eukaryota, Viridiplantae, Streptophyta, Magnoliopsida, Fabales, Fabaceae. Gene Ontology annotation, biological process: protein phosphorylation.
CUUUUAGUAGUUUUAUCUUAUCGAAACAGAAAUACAAUAACACAAGUGGUUGAUAGAAAAAGGUGUUAACCAGAGUUGGAUUGCACUAGCCAUUUGUGGCUACAUGCUAGAGCUUAUAGAGUUGCUAUGUCAUAAUUUUCUUUUCAGUUUUCAUUGCAAUUCGGCGCCCACUAUAAUAUUCAUACAGGCUUUGUUUGGCUUCUUCACCUGCAUGAGUUUCGGCUUCAAUUUCCAACUCGUAGCCAUCUUUUACGGAAAACGAAUACAAUCAUGUUUGCAGUUACACCGUAUUCUCCGGCGACUAUGCCGGUUGACGUCAUUCCUCCGCCGUUCCCGCAACCAGCAGCACCCGCAUUCCAAUCCUCGCCGUCACCAUCGAUGUUUCUGACGCCUCCAGCCCCAACCUCGCCGUCGCCGGAAACAUUACUCGUCCAAGGUCUGCCGCCACCGCCAUCUUCAGUUACACCUAUUCCUCUGACGGUGCCGGUGUUGCCGUCUCCGUCGCCGGAAUCUUUCACACCGCCAUUUCCACCAUUCGCAGUUUCGCAAUCGCCUCCGGCUCCGAUCACCGCAUCCCAGCCACUUCCGUUUCCAUAUGCCACAGCGCCUUCAACGACGUCGUUUCCGCCAUUUGCAGUCGCACCAUCACCUCCGUCUCCGACAGCCGAUUUUCCACCUGCAUUGCCAGAUAUGCCUCUGACACCCGAGGCGGCGGCGGUGACGACAUCGAGUUUUCCUCCACCGCCUUUACCUCCUUCGUUCACGAGGGAACCAACCUUGGCAACGCCGUGGAGCCCCGCCUUGCCGUUAUCGGCGCCGCAAGAAGUGAAUUUGCCGGUGGCUGUGAAUUUUCAGAAGACCUCAACAUUCCACGUGGCAAGUGGGCUCAUUGUUGGGCUAGUAAUUGGGGCAAUCGUUUUGGUGUUUGGUUUUAGCAUUGGAUUACUUCUAUGCAGGAAUAGGAAGAAAAACAAACAGAAGAAUCUAUGCACGGGUCGCACUAAGGAAUCACCACCCUCCAUUGAAUCCAAGGGAUCUCAUGUUAUUCGAGUGCCAUCAAAUCCAACGCUGCCACCGAAUCUCACAUCAGGUUCUUUUAAGUCAGUGUCUGUGAAAACAAUUCCAAAUCAUGCUCCAAGGGCAGCCUUCAGUCCCGGGAAUGGUAGUUUCAGGUAUGAUGAAAUAUUAGCGGCCACUAAUUGUUUCUCUGAGUCCAAUCUUCUUGGAGAAGGUGGCUUUGGCUAUGUGUACAAAGGAGUUCUUCCAUGUGGAAAGCAAAUUGCAGUUAAGCAACUAAAAUUAGGUAGCCAACAAGGAGAGAGAGAAUUCCAAGCUGAGGUUGAGACAAUUAGCCGAGUGCAUCAUAAGCAUCUUGUUGAAUUGGUUGGCUACUGCGUUGCUGGGGCAGAGAGAAUGCUUGUUUAUGAGUUUGUUCCAAAUAACACAUUGGAAUUUCACUUGCAUGGGGAGGGGAGUAUCUUCUUAGGAUGGACAACGAGAAUUAAAAUUGCCGUCGGAUCUGCAAAAGGGCUGGCAUAUCUACAUGAAGAUUGUAAUCCAGCAAUUAUUCACCGUGAUAUUAAAGCAUCUAAUAUUCUUCUUGAUUUUAAGUUUGAACCCAAGGUUUCUGACUUUGGCCUGGCGAAAGUCUUGCCAAACAACGAUAGUCAUAUUAGUCACCUCACCACCCGAGUGAUGGGAACCUUUGGAUAUGUGGCUCCGGAGUAUGCAUCAAGUGGUAAAUUGACAGAUAAAUCAGACGUAUAUUCCUACGGCGUAAUGCUUUUAGAACUUAUAACCGGACGUCCACCGAUCACUGCAGCAGGAUCCAGGAAUGAGAGCUUGGUUGACUGGGCUAGGCCAUUGCUUGCUCGAGCACUCCAAGAAGAUAGUUUCGACAACCUUGUUGAUCCAAGGUUGCAGAAAAAUUACGAAGCUGAUGAGAUGGUUAGAAUGAUUACAUGUGCAGCUGCUUGUGUGCGCCAUUCAUCCAGGCUUCGACCUCGUAUGAGCCAAAUAGUUGGAGCCUUAGAAGGAGUAGUUUCUCUUACUGAUCUUGUUGGAGAUGUUACACCGGAGAAUACCCCAGAACGCAACUGGUCAAAUUAUUUAGAUUAUGGUGACAACCAAUACCAGUAUGAGUUAAGAAGUUUCAAUUUGGCACUACCAGCUCAGAAAUACAGCUCUAGUGGGUACAGUGAAACCACUAGUGCUUGUGGCCUUUACUCAUCAGGCUCAAGUAGUGAGGCUCACGGAUCAUUCCGAGAAAUAUUGUAAAAGAGGUUAAACAUGGAGAAUUGUAUUGUGAACUUAGAAUUCAGAACUAUGGUAAUUAUGUUCUACUCAAGAUGAAAAUCUCGUACACAGUCCAGACUA